AUGGUUGAUGGUAAAUGUUGGGAACAACUCAUUGUCACACAUCUGCCUCUCUUGUUUGAAUUUAAAUUUCAAGUGUUUUGUUUUAAAGAAAAUCUAACAUCUACUCUUGUCAUGGAUGAAUUGAUAUCAUCGUUCAAGACAUCAUUUUGGCUCAAGCGCGGAUGGUUCGUAGUACUCGAUUGUCACUCAUCGUUUGGUUUGCACUUUUACACGUAUGAGAGAUGGGGAAAGAGGCAUAAAACAUUGCCGAUCACAUUUGAUAUAAGAACGGUAACAACAGCAGUCGAUAAUCAUCCACGAAAUAGCAUACGAGCACUGACGAUAUCCGGUGGAAUUAACGAAAGAAUUUCAACAAUGAAAUCAUUGACCUACCAGUAUCCCAAUGUUAAACAUUUGAUCAUCGAUUGUGAUUCAGUCGUCAAUAACGCUGUCGUCAUUCAGAACUUGUCCAGUGUUGUCGACGUUUCGAAACUGACGAUGUUGACAGUCAAAGAACGUCCAGUGAAUCUUGUACGGGAAUUAAUUUUGAAAUAUGAUCUAAAAUAUAUGACCUCGUUGACAAUCACGUUCAAUUUAUUGUUGAAUAUCACACAUCAAUUUGAUAAUGAGACACAAGUGUGGUGUGAGCAAAUUACGACUUUAAUGUUAAGAUUUGUUGGAUGGAUUGAUUUGGUUCAAUGGUUAAAAUUCACAGACGUGUUCAACAAAAACUUAAAAUAUUUGUCAAUUUAUGGAACGACAAGUGACACUAUGUACACGAUUAUGCCGUUGAUUUUUGAACGAAUGAAAAGAUUGAAAAAAUUCAAAAUAGCAUUAGAGUACAGUCAUGAUCGAAUGUUUCGGUCGGAUCAAUUUGAACAAUGGUUUGAACAUUAUAUACAAUUAAAUGCAUUAGAUAUUGACUGUGAACACAAUGAUAACGCGUUGGAUAUAGCAUUCACUUGA
Molecule: messenger RNA, 945 nt
Organism: Didymodactylos carnosus
Lineage: Eukaryota; Metazoa; Rotifera; Eurotatoria; Philodinida; Philodinidae
Source: the annotation of a GenBank genome assembly